CAAUUUUCGUGUACUUUAUUUUAUUUUCUUUUAAACCUUGAUUGAGCAUUUUUCAAUUUAGUUUAUUUCACAUUUAAAUUAAAAAUGAUCAUUCCAGUUCGUUGCUUUACCUGCGGAAAGGUCGUCGGUGACAAAUGGGAGCGGUACCUGACUCUCUUGGAAGAGGGAUUUAAUGACGGCGAGGCUCUUGAUGAUAUUAAAUUGAAGCGGUACUGCUGCCGCCGUAUGGUUCUCACACACGUCGAUCUUAUUGAGAAGCUCUUGCAGUACAACCCGAUGGACAAGGGGCGCCCCUAGACCUGACACUGACAUACUAUAAAAGUGGGGACAUGCAAGACAGCGACGGGUAUGCAUGCUUUUCUCUCUUUA
This is a messenger RNA of Kickxella alabastrina, 369 nucleotides long. RefSeq names its product DNA-directed RNA polymerase I. Bases 85 to 297 code for a protein of 70 amino acids. NCBI's taxonomy places the organism in Eukaryota, Fungi, Kickxellomycota, Kickxellomycetes, Kickxellales, Kickxellaceae. Gene Ontology annotation, biological process: transcription by RNA polymerase II; tRNA transcription by RNA polymerase III; transcription by RNA polymerase I. Gene Ontology annotation, cellular component: RNA polymerase III complex; RNA polymerase II, core complex; RNA polymerase I complex. The record is from RefSeq and is a predicted model, not a curated record. Gene Ontology annotation, molecular function: DNA binding; DNA-directed RNA polymerase activity; zinc ion binding. The transcript has a single exon.